AUGAAGCUGGAGAAGGUGCGCUUUGCGUGGGAGCACCUUGACUAUGUGCCGCCCGGGGCAGAUGCGCGGGAGAAGGCACUCGCCUAUCUCGGCGGGCUCAUCAAGCAGCGCAGCGGCGCCCUCAAAAAGCAGGAGUGGCACCCCGUCACCGAUGCUCGCACGCGGCUGGGCUUUGCCAACGGCAGCGAUAUCCGCCUCGGCACCACGUUGCGCGGCGGUACACUCCAGCUGCUGCACGUCUCUGAGCUGGCGCAUGUGUCGGUGCAUGCCCCUUGGCGCGCGCGGGAAAUCCGCACGGGUGCCAUCAACACCGUGCCGGCGGAGGGUGUCAUCAUUCUGGAGAGCACGCACGAGGGCGGGCGCUACGGCGUGAACUACGAGUUGACGGUGCAGGCCAUGGAGAACGCCGCGAAGGAGGAGCUCUCCCCGCUGGAUUUUCGCUUCUUCUUUUUCAGCUGGGCAGACCACCCGGACUACGCUCUCGCGGGUUCGGGCGGGUGGAGCGAUACGCUGGCGGCCUACUUCGAGAAGCUGGAGACGGAGCAGGGGGUGAAGCUCACGCAUGCUCAGAAGCUCUGGUAUGCCCGCAUGGAGCGCACCAUGGGCUCCGCCAUGCGGCAGGAAUACCCCACGACGCCCGAGGAGGCAUUCUCCACGGGUGACGACGGCUCCAUCUACGGCCACCAAAUCGCGCUGCUGCGCGAGCAGGGCUGCGUGGGCGCGGAGUUCGAGGUGUUCCCGAACGAGCCGCUCUACACGGCGUGGGACCUCGGCCUCUCUGACCAUACGGCUAUCUGGCUGGUGCAGCAGGUGGGCGGCAAGGUGUACUGGCUGGACCACUACGCCGCCAACCAGCUCCCGCUGGAGCACUACGCCGCCAAGAUGCAUGAGUGGGAGUCGCACCUUGCCAAAGAGGGCAUCAACCGCGUGCGUGUGGUGCCUCGCACGCCCGAUGUGUGGCGCGGCAUCAAUGCGCUGCGUGUGCUGCUCUCCCGCAGCUGGUUCCACCGCCGCACGCUGGUGCAGCGCGUCAACCUGCGCGGGGAGAAGGAGCCGAGCGGACUCACCUGUCUGGAGAUGUACCGCAGCGCACCUGCGGGCACGGGCGGGGCUCUGCGCGAAACGCCGCUGCACGAUGCCGCCUCUCACAGCGCAGAUGCCGCCCGCAUGUUUGCGGAGGCUUUGUCGCACGGGUUGGUGGCCCCGCUUGUGCCGCUGCGCAUUCCCGCCAAGCGGGCGCGCAUGUAA
Cylicocyclus nassatus is the source of this 1248-nucleotide messenger RNA. NCBI's taxonomy places the organism in Eukaryota, Metazoa, Nematoda, Chromadorea, Rhabditida, Strongylidae. The record is from the annotation of a GenBank genome assembly.